Molecule: messenger RNA, 1745 nt
Organism: Brassicogethes aeneus
Lineage: Eukaryota; Metazoa; Arthropoda; Insecta; Coleoptera; Nitidulidae
Source: the annotation of a GenBank genome assembly
CGUCGCACAGCUUUGCAAGCACAGUCUUCGCCAUGGCACAAAACACAUCCAACUACAAGCUCAGUGCAGCUGCUGGGAACCUGCGUUACAAUGACAUUCUUCCAUACAAAGUGGAGAGCGGUGGAGUAACCCGCGAGUUUCUUCAGAAAGUAAUCGAUGUUCUGUUGGACUUCGUAAACGAUACCAACGACCGAAAUGAGAAAAUCCUGGACUUUCACCAUCCAGAAGAGAUGCAGAAACUCCUGGACUUGCAGGUUCCCAACGAGGGCGUCUCAUUGCAACAACUGGUCCACGACUGUGCUACAACACUCAAGUACCAAGUCAAAACUGGUCAUCCAAGAUUCUUCAACCAGCUGUCUUGCGGCUUGGACUUGGUCUCCAUGGCAGGAGAAUGGCUAACAGCCACCGCAAACACGAACAUGUUCACUUACGAGAUCGCGCCCGUGUUCAUUCUAAUGGAAAACGUCGUUAUGACACACAUGAGAGAGAUUAUCGGCAAAAACUGGGUUAAUGGAGACUCCAUUCUUGCUCCAGGGGGUUCCAUAUCCAAUUUGUAUGCUUUUUUGGCCGCUAGACACAAGAUGUUCCCUAACUACAAAGAAAAAGGAAUCGCCACAAUUCAAGGACAGCUCGUAAUGUUCACGUCUGAUCAGAGUCAUUAUUCCGUAAAAUCUUGCGCAUCAGUAUGCGGUCUUGGUACAGACAACUGCGUAAUGGUCGCUUCCGAUGAGCAGGGUCGCAUGAUUCCUUCAGAGUUAGAACGCUUAGUUGUCGAAAGGAAGAACCGAGGACAUAUCCCAUUCUUCGUUGCAGUUACUGCUGGUACCACAGUUUUGGGGGCCUUCGAUCCCAUCAACGAAAUAGCUGAUAUUUGCGAGAAAUAUGGAAUGUGGUUACACGUUGAUGCUGCUUGGGGAGGCGGUUUACUGCUAUCCAAGAAAAACAGAAACCCAAGACUCUUAGGAGUAGAACGGGCCGAUUCUGUAACAUGGAAUCCACACAAACUCAUGGGAGCUUUACUUCAAUGCUCCACCAUACAUUUUAAGGAAGAUGGCCUAUUGAUGAGCUGCAACCAAAUGUCGGCCGACUACCUCUUCAUGCAAGACAAACUCUACGACAUCAAAUACGAUACCGGCGACAAAGUCAUCCAAUGCGGUCGCCACAACGACAUCUUCAAGUUGUGGUUGCAAUGGAGAGCAAAGGGAGAUCAUGGUUUUGAAGAGCACAUGGACCGUCUUCUUGAGUUAACUGAUUUUAUGGUGAAGAGAAUUAGGGAUCAACCAGACAAAUUUUACUUAAUUCUCGAACCCGAGUUAGUUAACGUUAGUUUUUGGUACAUUCCCACAAGACUACGCAGAAUGCCCCACUCACCAAGCAGGGAACAGGAAUUGGGAAAGAUGUGCCCAAUCCUGAAAGCACGAAUGAUGCAAACAGGAACAUUGAUGGUGGGUUACCAACCCGACGACAGAAGACCAAACUUCUUUAGGAACAUCAUUUCGUCAGCUGCAGUGACUGAAAAAGAUAUCGACUUUUUACUGAACGAGAUGGACCGUUUGGGACACGACCUCUAAGUAUUUUAAAGCGAAAAGUUAUUUAAUGAGUAUUUUAAUUAUAAGAUGUUUUAUUGUAUUUCCAAGUUAAAUUUUCUCUCAAAAUACUUCUUAGUUAAGAAAUAAGGAUAGUAUAUAAAAUGUUAUUUGUUAAAAUGUUUAUUAUACCUAAAUUGAAAUUUAUUGGUCAAUAAA